AAUACACACACGGACCGCUGCAGACACGACCCGUUGAUAUGGGCUGCACAAUUAAUAACGCAAUUAUUUGUAUUUUAUUAUCGCUAUGGACGUUAACGUGCCCGUCACUACAGUUUUUUUGCGGCUAUUACCUCAGUAAGUAUGGAAAUCAUUCGGCAUUUUCACACAAUUAUAACUAUCGAUAUUAUUGUUCCCACAUAUAGCACAGACCCGGCGAUUCACGGCGAUACGGUUUCGUAUAACACGAUUCCGCAUAUUAUUAUGCAUUUUCAUUCACGCGAUUAUUGCACCCAAAAAUAUGUUAUAGUUAGUACAUACAUUAAUGAAUAAACCAUAUUGGAGAAACGACGUAGGUGUAUGACAUAUAUUUCUACAUUCAUUGAUUUCUUUUAUACAUUUAUAUUUUUACUUCUUUUAUAAAAUUGCCAAAUCAACGACGCAACAUUGUGAUUCACUUAAUAUACUUGGAUUAAUAACAGUCUAUUAGAUUUAAUAAUUAUUAAUAAAAAGGAAAAUUUCAUUUUUUUUACAAGAAACAAAAAUAGAUCGAUAAUUGAUAUUUGGUAAAUUAUUAAAACAUUAAACAGUCUUUGGUUUUUAUUGAUAAAAAACAACUUAUCUUCUAGGUCACUAUAGUGAAAAUGUAUUACUUGAUAUUAAUAACUCAUAACGUUAAUGCACCAAAAAAAAGUUGUAAAUAGCAUAGGUUGAUUCGGUGCAAAAAAAAAUAUACGUCCGGAGGUAUUUGGUUCUUGCUCAGGGUAAACAUUUUUCUCUACGGAUGUAUAUUUAUUGAGAUACGUCCAGACGCAUUUGGUUAUUGCGCCGAACGCAGACUAAUAAAAAGGUUUUUGGUGUACAUACUUCAACAGAUUGAUUAGACGUAUCUAGUUGUUACACCAAUUUUCACUUGUUGAGGUUGCCGUUAUGACGGUCUGUGACGGAAAUCAGAUUAUUGAGGUAUUUGACGAAGAGAAAAUAUCUAUUCUUUUUUAUCCUGAUCAUGCCGGUGGGUGCGCCACAAUUGUAGAUGGAAAUUCGGGAAGGUCACAUGUAUAAUGUUAUUUAACUUGUUAUACCUGUAAGCAUCGAUAAAUCAUUGCUAACGAACAACGAUUCUGAGCGCGGUUUGUAUGCGUGAGCGUGGUUUUAAAGGUCGUAAUGUUUACGAUUUGACGAUAGAAUGUAUAUAAUACGUCUCUAUUUGACUAUUAAUUAAUUUCGUUUCGGUGUUUAAGUAUUUAAAGAAAAUACAUUUUGUAAUUUUCGAUAAAUCGAUUCGAAUAUUAUCCAAUAGCAUAAAUUGAAUUUCAAAUUUUCCGACAUUCAAUACGUUAUUUAUGUUUAUUGAAUAUAAAAAAAGAUUCCAAUAACAAUAACGAAAAAUUCACCUUAUUAAAAACGAUAUUGUAUUGUUCGUUUAUAUUUUUAUAUUUUCAUUAUUUAUUACGGUAUUAGCUGUCCCGUCCGGCGUUGCACCUGCCAAUUUUUUUAUUAUUAUUUUUACCAUUAUUCUUUUUUGGUUUUAACCGUGUCAGUAUUUAAUAAAAACAAAUAGGUCCUGGAAAGUGGAUAGUCCCCUUCGGCGGACUAUAAGUGUUCUUAUAAGUGUUGUGUCUUUUUUUCAUGAUUUUCAUACGAAAAACAUCGAAACUUCGAAUUUUUUUAUUUUUUUUUUAGUGGAGGGGGGGGGGGUUGGGGUUGGUGGAUUUCAAAGGAAAUUAAGCCUUAAAGCUAACCUAUCGGGGAGUGGGUACGUUCGACAGCGGUAAAGCGCAUGUACCGUACCAUAGCUAGUCGUCGCUCGCACGAACGGUGUUCGUUUUAUACCACUGUGUGCGUAUUUGCCGACAAUUUAUAUUAAUGUAAAAUUAAUAACUCAACUGUUAAUCUUUAUGUAUAAAAAUUGAUUUUGUCUGUGACGCCAUAACUUGAAUACCAUCCGAAUUUCCAACUUUUCCGGUAGAUUUUCCAAAAAUGUUCUUUCAUAAAAAUCGUAUCCCGACAAUUAAGAAUACACACACAAAAAAAAAAAAAAAAUCUGGCAUAUCGGUCCGUCCGUUUUCAUGUUAUGGCGUCGGAAACAAAAUUUCGACUUAUUAGCUUUCUCUGUGAUAUACUCUAUCAUUUAAAAAAAAAAAAUAAGAUUAGACGAGCAGUUUCGGAGUCAACCUAAAAUUUCCAUUUUCGUUUUUAUAUGUUAUGUAAAUAAUAAUAUUAUGUAUUUAUUGUUUUUAGAUCUUUUAAGAAACUCCCAACCGUCGUAUCAGCCUUCACCCUUACCGUCGUCCUUACCUUCGCCUAUCACUACGGGUCCGCCUAUCACAUUUGAAGUGCCCGCAGGACAAGCGGAAGAAUUGAGAAAAAGUAUUGGAUUGUUAUUAUCACCAUUAAUUACCAAAUUAUAUUAUUUAUAUAGAAUACGCUCUAUUAAUAAUAAUCAUGAUUUUUCUCCCAAAUGUUCCUUAAUUGUUUUUUUUUUCAUGAUACUUAAAAUUUGUACAAAUAAAAAAAAAAUUUAAAUAUUAUUCCAACUAAUAUAGAACUUCGAACACCACGUCGAUGACUGUAUACUACUACUAUAGUCGAAAUAACCAUACACAGUAUAGAAGCUCGAUUAUCCGGAGUAUUUAGGUGGAGACAGGUGACACGGAUGAAUGAAAACCGCGGUUAAUCGAGAUUUUUUUAUGUAACGAAUUGCAAUAGUAUACGAUGUUAUAUCUUUUACGCAUACAUCAUACACGUGUACGAUGACACGUUAUAAAUUUAUCGAGGGUUUGAACAGUCUUGGUUAAUCAAGUUCUAAAAUGAUUAUCCUCAUUUCGCUUCUAAUUUUUCUUAAAUUCUUGACACCAUGGAAGUCGAAAGUUUUUCCCGGCGCGUCUUUGCCUUUACUUUUGUUUACACGGAUAUUCGGAAGAUUGAGCACGGUUAACCGAGACACGGUGUCACGGUUAAUGUAUUGAGUUUCUAAUGCAAUGUAUAUAACUAUUAUUAAUUGUAUUUAUUUAAUUCAUACGGACGUAGAGUUCAAUAACAACUUCUAUUUCGUAAUUAUAACAAUAUAUACCACUUAAAUUAUCGUUUUAAUUGAUAUUAAAUAUAUAUAUAUAUUUUUUUUUUUUCAGGAAUCGAGCAAAAUCCUCAACUUUUAAACGAUUAUAUCUCGGCAAACGGUAAUCGACCUUUAGGGACGACAAGUCGACAAAACAGCGGUAUAGUUACACAUAAUAAUAUUCUAAAAACAAAUUUGUUAGAAUCAUAAACACGUUAACCUAUUUGAAAUGCAAACAAAGCUUGGAAACUUAGAGGAUACUAUGGCAUCGUAAUAAAAAAUGAUCGUAUUUUUAUUAUUAUAUUACGUAUUAUCGUAUUAUCAUUACUAAAACAAACAACAACAAAAAAAAAAAAACCAAGUAUAGUUAUUACAAACAUUUAACGCCUCCGACCGGGUUUAUUUGUUUUUAACCCGUGUGGAACUAACGGCUCUGACCUUUUUACGCGCCCUAUAAUAUUAUAAACAAAACGGCUGAAAUUACUUGUUCCGCAUUGUACUAUAGUAUCUUAUUAGCUAUGUCGAAUACACCCGGUCGUAAUAGCAAGACCCCCGAAUAAAUAAUACAAUUGUUGUUGUUUAUACGUUUUAAAAAUGACAAAUUAUUAUCAUCAAAGUUUUAUUAAACACUUCUGAACAUUUUUUAACGUGUACAUAUUUUGUGUUUAUCGAUAUUUAUGGGGGGGGGUGUAGGAAUUUCAUAAUUGUAUCUGUUUGUCGUCGUGAAACUUGUCCAGUGAAAAUAAUCAUAAAAACGCGCUCCGAAAAUGCGCUUGUCUCCUAAAAUGAUAGCUACAUUUAAUAAUUUCAAAUCUAAUUGUCUCGGGGUUACGACGACAAGAUAAUUCAUCGUUGUCUUUUAUUAUUAUAUUUUUUUUUUUUGCCAUCUGACAGAUUAUUUUCUCGAAUCCUGUGAGAUUAGUGGAUGAAAAAUAUUAUAAAAGAAAUGCUGACCCAAAAAUUAUGAAAAUAUACAUUAUCAUGAUAACCACGUUUUUCACCCGACGACAUUGAUCGGAUAAUUUAAUAAAUCGUUCGUGGUUUGUAUUUAGUCAAUUUAAAUUCUAUUAUAAUAAUAUGAUUGUACGACCGCGAUAAGUACGAAUGGGUCGUGUGGUUGACAUUUUUUUUUUUAAUGCAUUAUAAACCGUGGAGCUCUUUACAUAAUGUUAUAUUAAAAAAGACGUCUUAGGAUAAUGGGGCCGGGUUUAGUCACUGUUAUAGGUAAUUUAAUGUUUACCUGUAAGUAACGAUAUAAACCAUUGAUUAGUUCAGUUGAUAGUGAUGCUUAUUAUAUGUUUUAUUUUAUAAUAUUUGUUUAAUGUUGCAUCGAUUUUCUCGGUUUUCCUAGUUUUUUACUUUACUGAGAAAACUCCAAGGAAAAUAGAAAAACGACCUCUUUAAAGUACUUCUCCACUGAAAUUUCCUUUCAGAAACAUUGCUCCGACAAAUGUUGGAGCAAAAUUGCUGGUAGAAAAGUUGUCCACAGAAAAAAAAUUCGUAAUAUUAUAUUCAUUAUACUUAAUAAAUUUUCUCGUUUUUUUGGUUUUUUGCAUUUGAAAAGAAAACUCUUGAGGAAAUUGAAAAAUGACCUAUUUAAGAUACCUCACCACAUUGAUUUCCUUUCAGAAAAGUUGCUAUACAUGAAAAUCGGAGUAAGUCCUCAUGUAGUAAAGUUGUCCAUAGAAAAAAAAAAAUAAACAUAUUUGUAAAACCUUAAGCUUCUUCGUUUCACUCAGAAUCUAAAAAAAGAAAAUUAACAGGCAAGAUCAUAAUAUAAAGAGUAAUUUAAUUUAUAUUUGUAUCAUGUAUAUUGUACGACAAUUAACGUAUUGCUAACGAAAAACGUAUCUGAGCAGUGUAUUAUCAGUCUUUUUCCUCGCUUUUCGCCUAGGUAACAGAAAUCGACAAAAAUUAUACGAAAAAUAGCCAAUAAUAUUUCCCAUCCGUUAAGAAAACUACAAGGAAAAUCGAACGCCUCAAUAAGUCAACUAGAUAUAAUAAAUCCUUAUGCGGUUUUUGAUCUGAACGAGAUUUCUGGUAAAAAAUUUGUUUACAGCUACAAAAAAAAAAAAAGAAGAAACCAAACACAUCAUAGGAAAAACGAAUACAUGGAAUGUAGGAAUGUUCCUCACUUUGUUCAAAAGAAUUUAUAAAACAUAUUUAAUUGUAAUACCUGUCUGUUUAUAUUUUUUCAGUAAUUCCCUCGACCGGUUUACCGCUCAGUUCUUACCAAAGUCCUCAGGUGUACAGUCCUCGACCCGGAACCACAGCGGGACUGCCGCGAGAAACGAUAAUCAACGGUCAACCGUUCUAUUUGACUACGAGAGCUGAAAUUUUAUGUAAAAAAAAAAUGAAUCUUCUGAGAGGAACUCCUUCAACUGUGGUUUCGAAUGCCGGACCCGUGCCGAUACCGUACUUUCACCCGGUUAUAGAAACUCAUCGUCAAGACGUACCGGUAAAUUCGCCGAUCAUAAAAAUAUCGGAGAGUCCUGAGGAAUCGGCUGAAGAAUCCGAAGAAGAAGAAGAGGAGGAGGAAGAGGAAGAGGAAGACGAAGACAACGAAGAAGGAAAAAAUGACGGUGACACUGAAAGUGAAGAAGAUGAAGAUGAUGAAGAAGAAGAAGAACCGAAAGCAUCGAGAAAUAUUAGGAAUAAGAAAACCACGGAAAAAAAGAAAACGUCGCCGAAGAAGAAAACGCUGGCAAAAAAGAAAACACCGUCGAAAAAGAAAUCGCCGCCGAAGAAAAAAACGCCGGCGAAAAAAAAGAAGGAUACCGAAGUUAACGGCGAGAACAAUGGCGAAACGUUAAACGACAGUAAUGAAAAAGAAAAUAGAAAAAAAAAACUAAAAGUGCGGAAAAGAGACGCGACGGAGAGCACGGGACAAAGUGACGGCGAGGACGAGGACGAAAAAUCGAAUAAGAAAAAGAAAAAAGGAAACGCCAAAAAAAAGCGUACGGCCUAAAUGUUUACGAUCCGCGGUCCGGGAUAUGUUUUAAUCGAUUUUAAAAAAAUCACAUUACUGUACACCAACUACCUAUAUAAUAUAUACGUCACUGCGCACGUUCUCGGAGCGUGUUGAAGAAUUUUUUUUUUAUUGAAUUUUUACAAUAAUGUUUUUCUUUAUCGCUAUUUAUUAGACAAAAAAAAUAAAAAAAUAGAAAAAUGUUAA
This is a messenger RNA of Cinara cedri, 6230 nucleotides long. The record is from the annotation of a GenBank genome assembly. NCBI's taxonomy places the organism in Eukaryota, Metazoa, Arthropoda, Insecta, Hemiptera, Aphididae.